Drosophila arizonae is the source of this 1659-nucleotide messenger RNA. It is a transcript of the gene rho, whose product is annotated as rhomboid. Gene Ontology annotation, molecular function: serine-type endopeptidase activity. The record is from RefSeq and is a predicted model, not a curated record. Gene Ontology annotation, cellular component: membrane. Lineage: Eukaryota; Metazoa; Arthropoda; Insecta; Diptera; Drosophilidae.
AAGAACAAGAAAAAUAAGCAAAGAAAAGACUUUUGUAAAGCGCAUAAAACAGAGAGGGAAAAAAGUAAAUAAAAAAUGGAAGCCACAACAAACAGCACAGAAAGCCACACGAAGCUGCAGCUGGAUGAGGAAGAGGGUGGGCAACAGCAGCAGCUGGAGGCGCCACAAACAGCGACGGCGACAACGGCAACAGCGGCGACCAUCAUUGACAUUCCAGCAGCCGUCUCCUUUGCCUCCUCGCACAGUUCCUUUGCCUGCUCCUCCUACGACACGGACUGCAGCACGGCGAGCAGCACUUGCUGCACCCGCCAGGGCGAGCACAUUUACAUGCAGCACAAGCUGCCAGCAACAACAGCAACAUGCACAUCAGCAGCAGCGGCAGCAGCAUCCACAACAGCAUCAGCAGCAGCUAAUACAGCUACAACAUGCAACAUGCCACCGAUGGAAACGGAUGAACUGAUGAUGCUUAAAUUCGAGCAUCGCAAACAUUGGCCGUGGUUCAUUCUGAUGAUCUCCGUCAUUGAGAUUGCAAUCUUCGCCUAUGACCGCUACACAAUGCCCGCCCAGAGCUUCGGCCAGCCGGUGCCCAUACCGAGCGACUCGGUGCUCGUCUAUCGACCCGAUCGCCGCCUCGAAGUCUGGCGGUUCUUCAGCUACAUGUUCCUGCACGCGAACUGGUUCCACUUGGGCUUCAACAUCAUCAUCCAACUAUUCUUCGGUGUGCCCCUGGAGGUGAUGCACGGCACGGCCCGCAUCGGCGUCAUCUACUUGGCCGGCGUCUUCGCCGGCUCGCUGGGCACCAGCGUCGUCGACUCCGAGGUGUUCCUGGUCGGCGCCAGCGGCGGUGUCUAUGCCCUGCUGGCAGCACAUUUGGCCAACAUCACGCUCAACUAUGCGCACAUGAAAUCCGCAUCCACGCAGCUGGGCUCCGUGGUCAUCUUUGUCUCUUGUGAUCUGGGCUAUGCUUUGUAUACGCAAUAUUUUGAUGGCGCUGCCACGCCCGCCUUCGCCAAGGGUCCCCAGGUCUCGUACAUAGCGCAUCUGACCGGCGCCCUGGCUGGCCUGACCAUUGGCUUUCUGGUGCUCAAGAACUUCGGGCAUCGGGAGUACGAGCAGUUGAUUUGGUGGCUGGCACUGGGUGUUUACUGUGCCUUUACCGUCUUCGCGAUUGCCUUCAACCUGAUCAACACUGUGACGGCGCAGCUGAUGGAGGAGCAGGGCGAGGUGAUCACACAACAUUUGCUGCACGACUUGGGCGUGUCCUAAGCAGCUAGCGAAAUACAAGAUAUAUAGUAUAUAUACAUCGAAAAUAUAUAUAUUAAUAUAUAACCAGGAGAGAAACAUAGACAUAGACAAAAAAAAAAAAAGAAAAACAAAACAAAAACAAAGUUAGUAAAAUUUUGAUUUUAGUUUUAAACUGAAAUUCAAAAUUCGUUCGGCUUCACUUUUCCGUUCCGUUCCGUUGCGUUGCAUUACGAGUUUCGUUUUCCAACAUUUCACGCAGAACAGCCGAAAAGCAGAACAGAACAGCAAAACAACAAACAAAAAUGAAAAAUGAAAGAACAAACACACUCAAAGAACGGGCCGAAACGUGUAAACAAAUGUUGUGAUAGAACCAAAGACUGAAUUUAUUUUGCGUGUAAAGAAAAAAAAAAAAAA